Molecule: messenger RNA, 2487 nt
Organism: Lachancea lanzarotensis
Lineage: Eukaryota; Fungi; Ascomycota; Saccharomycetes; Saccharomycetales; Saccharomycetaceae
Gene: YTA12
Product: LALA0S02e02850g1_1
Exons: 1
Coding region: 1-2487 (828 amino acids)
Biological process (GO): protein-containing complex assembly; mitochondrial protein processing
Cellular component (GO): membrane; m-AAA complex
Molecular function (GO): ATP binding; metalloendopeptidase activity; zinc ion binding
Source: RefSeq, a predicted model, not a curated record
AUGUUAACAGCACUUCUACGAGCUCGAGCAACUCCUCAAGUAUGCUUGAGGCCUAUGCUUAGCAAAACAUCCCCGCGGUUGUGUACUAUCGGUUUUAGAGUUGCUCUAUUGCACUCGAGUUCGAGGCUCUACAAAUCCAACUCGAGGGAUCAAGAUCAUAACGAAAAGGACGCUAAAGAUGAAGAUGUCGAAAGUAUAAGGAAGGAAGUGGAACGUUUUAUCCAAGAUGCCAAGAAUGAUACCACAGGGAAUCGUGAAUUGCGUAAGAAAAGAUUAGACGAGAGUAUCAAAAGACUCGAAGAGACCAUGCAGCGACAGCAAGACAACCAACGUCAGGAAGCCGAAACGGCUCAAACGGCCCAAACGGCCCAAAAGAAUGAGCAUACGGCAAGUGAUGAAAAGUCCACGGCUAAAAAUGCUGAACAAAAGUCUUUUUUCGAUGAAGAAAAGGAAGCGUUUGAUCAGAAUAAGAAAAUCAAUGAUCGCAAAAAGGCGGAAGAAGAGAAACUCAAAAAGAUUCUGAAUGACCCCAACUCUAACGUUUUGGCUGUGAACAUAGGAUUUCUGGAAAUCGGGAUCUUACUGUUUUUGGUGUCGUUCUUUUUGAGCAGGGUUUACAACACCGAAGAACAGAGGGAGAUUACGUGGCAAGACUUUAGAUCAGAACUUCUUGCUAAGGGAUAUGUUUCCAAACUUGUUGUGAUCAACAAAUCAUUCGUUAAAGUGAUCCUAAAUGAUAAUGGCAAAAACCAGCCGGAGCACAGCGGUCACGACUUUUACUUCUUUACCAUUGGUUCCAUUGAUAGUUUUGAGCGCAAAUUACAAAAGGCACAAGAACAGCUUGGAAUUGCUGAAGAUUUCAAAGUCCCAGUUAUUUACACUCAAGAAGGUAAUUGGGCAAAAGCCAUGUACCAAAUUCUUCCCACAGCUUUGAUGAUCGGAGGUUUGAUUUGGAUCACUAAACGCUCGGCAUCUGCUGCCGGUGGUGGCGGGCCAGGCGGUAUAUUCAGCGUUGGUAAGUCCAAGGCUAAAAGAUUCAACAAGGAUACAGACGUCAAAAUCGCUUUCAAAGAUGUUGCAGGCUGUGAUGAAGCAAAAGAAGAGAUCAUGGAAUUUGUGAGUUUUCUGAAAGAACCUUCUCGCUACGAAAAAUUAGGUGCUCAAAUCCCUCGUGGUGCUAUUUUAUCUGGGCCUCCUGGUACAGGUAAAACCUUGAUUGCCAAGGCAACGGCCGGUGAGGCUGGUGUACCUUUCUUCUCAGUUUCUGGUUCGGAGUUCGUUGAAAUGUUUGUUGGUGUCGGUGCCUCAAGGGUUCGUGAUUUGUUCAAAACCGCUCGCGAAAACGCUCCUGCCAUUAUUUUCAUCGAUGAAAUUGACGCCAUUGGUAAAGCUCGGCAAAAGGGGAACUUUUCUGGUGCCAAUGACGAAAGAGAGAAUACGUUAAAUCAAUUAUUGGUCGAGAUGGAUGGUUUCACUCCUGCCGACCAUGUGGUUGUUCUUGCUGGUACCAACCGUCCGGAUGUGCUUGACCAAGCUCUGAUGCGUCCAGGUAGAUUUGACAGACAUAUCAACAUCGACAGACCUGAGCUUGAAGGACGCAAACAGAUUUUCGGAGUUCAUUUGGCAAAGAUCAAGAUAGCUGGCUCUUUAGACGAUCUACAAAAUAGACUAGCAGCGUUGACUCCAGGUUUCUCAGGUGCAGACAUUUCCAACGUCUGCAACGAGGCUGCUUUGACUGCUGCUAGAAUCGAUUGUACUGCCGUGAAGUUGAGUCAUUUUGAACAGGCAAUUGAGAGAGUUAUUGGAGGUGUUGAGCGAAAAUCGAAGCUACUUUCACCAGAAGAAAAGAAAAUCGUUGCGUACCAUGAGGCAGGACAUGCCGUUUGUGGAUGGUUUUUGGAGUUCGCCGACCCUCUGUUGAAAGUCAGCAUUAUUCCUCGUGGUCAAGGUGCCCUUGGCUAUGCUCAAUAUCUCCCGGGUGAUGUCUACCUUCUGAGUGAGCAGCAAUUGAAGGACAGAAUGACUAUGGCGCUGGCUGGUAGAGUCUCCGAGGAGUUGCACUUCCCGUCUGUCACAAGUGGCGCUUCGGACGACUUCCAGAAGGUUACACGCAUGGCUACCGCAAUGGUAACGGAGCUUGGUAUGAGUGACAAGAUUGGCUGGAUCAAUUAUCAGAGAAAAAGCGAAAGCGAUUUGACCAAGCCAUUCUCGGAGGAUACAGCUGCCAUUGUGGACUCUGAGGUUUACAAUAUUGUGCAGACAUGUCAUGACAGGUGCACUGCACUAUUAAAGGAGAAAGCCGAUGCAGUGGAAAAAGUCGCUCAGCAGCUGUUGAAGGAAGAGGUGUUGACCAGAGAAGAUAUGAUCCGCAUGUUGGGCAAACGUCCAUUUUCCGAGCGCAAUGAUGCGUUUGACAAAUAUCUCAACGAAAGCGAAACACAGAGGCUACGGAAAAACGAGGAACGCGAUGUUGGCAUGAGCGUGUGA